AUGGCUGAGGAAGAAUACACAAUGGAGGGCCCUAGUGGUCACGGCUGCAAACCAGCUACUGACUCUUCUGAGAGUAUACCCUGUCCUACAAUGCCUAUCCCAUUGCAUAUGUAUAGUGCAAACGGCACAAUUAUGAUGACUGCUGUGGAUCUGCUUGCGUCCUGCCAACAGAUGCUGAUGGCUACGCAUCAGGAUUCUCCCAUCAACAACAGUGGUGCCCCUGUAAAUGACUCGAAGCAGGAGCACACAGCGCCUUCAGAUGUGACAGCCUUGGAAAAGGAGAAGUGGAUAGUCUGCAUGAAAGCCUUUUAUCAUAGUAUGUUGCAAUCCCUCCUUGAACCUGUUCAGACGACAGUUGAAAUAUUGGAACCUAACAAUAGUACGGCUCUUUAG
Paracoccidioides brasiliensis Pb18 is the source of this 393-nucleotide messenger RNA. RefSeq lists its product as uncharacterized. The record is from RefSeq and is a predicted model, not a curated record. The coding region runs from base 1 to 393 and encodes 130 amino acids. The transcript has 2 exons.